This is a messenger RNA of Filobasidium floriforme, 687 nucleotides long. RefSeq names its product transport protein particle component-domain-containing protein. Bases 1 to 687 code for a protein of 228 amino acids. The transcript is spliced from 4 exons. NCBI's taxonomy places the organism in Eukaryota, Fungi, Basidiomycota, Tremellomycetes, Filobasidiales, Filobasidiaceae. Gene Ontology annotation, cellular component: trans-Golgi network; cis-Golgi network; TRAPP complex. The record is from RefSeq and is a predicted model, not a curated record. Gene Ontology annotation, biological process: regulation of GTPase activity; endoplasmic reticulum to Golgi vesicle-mediated transport.
AUGGCCCAACAAUACCAACCUCCAAUUCCGACCCUGCCCGGGAACAUCCAAGCCCUCCUUCACCCUUCUCCUACGCUCAUCUGUGACUCGCUACCAGACUAUCUGACGAAUAGUAUGAUCCAUGUCCUCAGGGAUUCUAGCCGACACGCGACGAAACGGCGGAGAGGGUUCGAGAAGGAGCUAAGGGAUGCUGGACUCGACCUAGAUGCCCCUGGACCUUCCAAUCGGCGGAAAGGGACAGAUGAGGCGGCUGAGAAAAGGAGAGAAGAGGAAGAGGAGGAGAAAGAGGUGGAACAGGGGCUGAAGGAGAGGCUGGAAGCUAUCGGACGGGUCGUCGGCGCUCAAAUUACUGAACAGAUCUCGGUACAUCGUCCACCGCCGCCGACCCACCUCGAGAUGGUCAAAUUCAUCUGUAAAGAACUGUUCCUUUACGUAUACGCCAAACAGAUCGACAACCUGCGGACAAAUCAUCGGGGGACAUUCGUAUUACAAGCAAACGCACUUCCACCCUUGAUCCCACUCUCAACGGUAGCGGGCCCUGCAGCCGACCUGGAGAACACAAAGAUCUAUCUGGCAUACCCUGCAGCCAUGAUCCAGGGAGCUUUGGCGAAAUUAGGGUUGAACGCGACGGUCACUGCGGAAAGUAGUGGGUUACCGCAAUGUCAGUCUCAUUCUCCCCUCUCCUGA